Molecule: messenger RNA, 1041 nt
Organism: Marasmius oreades (fairy-ring Marasmius)
Lineage: Eukaryota; Fungi; Basidiomycota; Agaricomycetes; Agaricales; Marasmiaceae
Exons: 10
Coding region: 1-1041 (346 amino acids)
Molecular function (GO): oxidoreductase activity, acting on the CH-CH group of donors, NAD or NADP as acceptor
Source: RefSeq, a predicted model, not a curated record
AUGGCCCCAAUAAGAAAUGGUGCAUUGAUAUUCAACGAAGUUCCUCAAAGGUAUCCCGUCCCCGGAAAGACUACGGUGUAUGACGAUAAGAGAACGAUUGACCUUGACAACGUUCCGUUGAAUGGAAGCGUCCUGAUCAAGGUCCUUGUUUUGUCUGUGGAUCCGUACAUGAGGGGGAGGAUGAGAGAGCCUGAGGUAAAGAGCUAUAGCCCUCCAUAUACCUUAGGUCAACCAAUCACGGGAGGUGCUGUUGGCGUUAUCCUCAGAUCUGAACACGACGAUUACAAGCCUGGUGACCAUGUCCUGGGCUUGGUAAAUUUUGAAGAAUACACGAUCCCUUCGAAUCUGACCUUUCUGAAAAAAAUAACCCGAGAGCCGGGAUUGGAUUGGCCUGUUUAUCUUGGGGCGGCUGGGAUGCCAGGCCGUUCGGCAUAUUUCGCGUGGAAAAAGUACGCACAGGCGAAGAAGGGAGAUACAGUGUUUGUUUCUGGAGGGGCAGGUCCCGUUGGAUUAAUGGUCAUCCAACUUGCAAAACUGGAUGGGAUGAAGGUCAUAGCUUCCGCGGGUACGGACGAGAAGGUCCAAGAUUGUAAGGAUGUGGGAGCGGAUGUUGCCUUCAAUUACAAACACACGGAGUUGAGCGAGGUAUUGGAGAAAGAUGGCCCUUGGCAUGUCUUUUGGGAUAACGUUGGAGGAGGAGUAUUUGACGCAGCCCUCCCUUACGCGGCACUUCAUGCCAGGGUCAUUGUCUGCGGUAUGAUCUCGACGUAUAACGAAGACCCUGAAGAAGGGGUGCGUCUGAAGAACCUACGAAUGAUACUUGUCAAGUCGCUACAUAUCCAUGGCUUCUUCGUUUCGGACCUAUCCACUCCAGAACUGGAAGAGGAGUUUUAUUCUACCAUUCCAAAGAAACUAGCGAGCGGUGAAUUGAAACAUAGGGAAGAUAUUACCAAAGGCUUGGAGAAUGCAGGCACGGCACUUGAAGACGUACAGAGGGGAAGAAAUUUCGGGAAGAAGGUGGUCCUCGUUGCGGAAGAGUAG